Messenger RNA from Tuber aestivum (summer truffle), 2921 nucleotides. Lineage: Eukaryota; Fungi; Ascomycota; Pezizomycetes; Pezizales; Tuberaceae. The record is from the annotation of a GenBank genome assembly.
AUGUCACAGAAUUCUGCCAUCCCCGUCACUCCUCGGAGGAGUCAUAUCAAACGUUCGCCUCGCUCCCUAUCUGCUAAUUUAGGAGCAAAUAGGCCUGAGUCUAGUAGCGAAGAUGAAGUUGACCUGCCAUCCACUCCCCAAACUGCUGGGCUACCAGGAGGUAAGUCUCUGACAAUCUCAUUCUUAUUUCCCACAAGAUCAAGUUGGUCUUUUCCCCAACCAUUGUGAGUCUGCAUAUCUAAUCUUUCCCGCGUACUCCGCCAUUUAUGAUGCUUAGGAUAUGGUUUGCUUCCCUAGGCCCUGAUUUUUUUUUCCCUUUUUUAUCCCCUUCCCCCACAUCUCUCCCCUCGUGUUGGGGCUCAGGGCUCACCGUUUUCAUGACCGCGGGAAAUGAGACACAUCGCUUCCCAAGAAUCUUUUUACCCCAAUGGGGCCUAGAGAAAUUCCGUGCUCGUCCCUUUCUCUUUCUGUUACGGAUUAUUGGGAAUCUAUCUCCCUAAUCUACUACCUCACAAUGUGAUGGGGAAAAAAAGACUGUCUCCUUAAUUUUUGCACAAUUGGCUGAUCACCCAUGGGAUAGGAGCCCUUAGUCUGAGACGCCGUGGGAAGACAAUGUCGAGCCUUGAAGAUGGCGAUGACCCCUUGCCAUCCUUUCUGCAUUCUGUUCCUCUCAACCUGGGCGGAGAGAGCAAUAGGCAAUUCUCGAGAGUCCUUUUCAAUCAAUCACGGGAGGUUGAAAUUAAGGAUUCCGAAUCUGAUAACGACACAGAGUUCUUCGCUCCUCAUGAGGAUAACCCUAUCACCCUAUUACCGGAGGCCAAUCUUCAAAUUACACAAGCGAAUAUAGACUUUGAAACAUUGGAGGCCGGAAUUGAGAGAGGCCCCGAGGAUCUGGCAGCACGUGGAUUACCCUCAGCAUGCGUCUUUGUGGCAAAGUGGGUCAUAUUCCUAAACCCGAAUUCAGGACUCUUGAUUCCCUAACUAUAUAAUAGUCUCGCUGCUACCCAGUCGGAUGAGGAGCUAAUGAAAAGCCUUCAAGCCCAUUUUUCCAAGUUCGGCCGACUCCACGUCAAAAUCCGCAGGGACAGUAAGGGGAAUCCUUACAGUUUCUGUCAAUUUGAGGUAUGGUCAUGCCCUCCGGUACCUAAGUGAUCAGAACUAACCCCGGUUUAGACUGAUGAAGUUGCCAGAAAAGCCAUUAGGGAGGGCAGAGCUAGAAUUAUCGAUUCUUCUGGUCGGCCAAUACGCUGUGAGCCGGCAAAGGUCAACAGAACCCUCGUGCUCGGCAAGAGCGACAGCAGUAUCUUUCACGGCCACGAGGUAGUUGAUAUGCUGCAUGGAUUUGGCCCAUUGGAGUCUGUCGAAUUUACCAAUGGCUCAACAACCAUGCCAUUAUUUGGUCUAACAUCAGGAAACAAAUGCUAUGUUAGAUUUCAGUUCCGCCAAGAUGCAGUUGAUAGUUUUCAGGUAUAACCGACCUACGUUCUCCUAUGUUCAUUCUUGGGUGCUGACAUUCGCUUUCAAUCAUAGUCAUUGCGUCUCAAUAGUCACUGGGUCUCCGAUUGGACAAGCAAUUUUUCUGCUCAGAACAUGAGCAUGGCCUUGCGCUGUGACCAGCACACCGAGAUCGACGCAUUCUCAAUCUUUGUCGGAAAACUCAACCCCCAGAUAACAGAUAACGAGCUCAGGGCCCGUUUUUCCGCACACGGGAAGAUCAUCGAUUGCAAUUUGGUCAAAAGGCAGGCCAAGCAAGGCACGGCUUCUGAAUCAUCAGAUAUAUGUUCGCUACUAACGCGCUUCGGAUUAGGCAUCAAUACGUUCGCAUUCAUACGAUACGAGACAGAAAAAAUGGCGGAUACCGCCAUCGCGGCCGAGGUAAGUUUCCUAGCCCGCGCCUUGAGGAUUAAUCUUACCUCUAGCUAACGGCGAUCAGAAUGGAUCAGAAUUGAUGGGUAAAAAAAUCCAUGUCCAGCAACGGGAAAUACACUACAAGCCACAAACUAUCGGGAUACCAGCCGGGCAUCGGUAUAAACGGGAAACCAGCCUUACCACCGAGGCUAUUACAGAGCCAGAGGUUCCCAACAAAAUUCCCCAAUAUCCACUAGUCCAGCAGUAUCAGUUUCAAGGUGUCUCCCUCGCUCCGACUCUGCACUAUUCUAAUAGCAUUCAUAUGGAUCAAAUGGACCCAGAACGUCACUUCUCCAUUGCCAGUCCGGUGAUCCCAGUUAUCCCGCAAUUUCACGUCAUGAACUACCACAAUCAUGUAAGCUCACCCCCCCCCCCCAGAGCAUGCCCCCAAAGCUAACAAGAGGCAAUAGUAUGGUUCGCAUGUGAUGGCUUCCCGCCAUCCUGGAAAUUUCCCGGUGGCGCCGCACCCCUAUCCACCCAACUCCCCGACUGGAUACCCAUUUCCUCCAUACACCCCUUAUGUUCCACAAUAUCAUAAUCCGGGUCAAGGCUACAAUUUCCCAAACCAGGAACUCCCAGAUGCCGACGAGAUGCAUGGGAAUUGGGGGGCUGUUAGGCAACAGAGGAUCUCUGCUGGCCACCCUUCAGUCAUAUCGGAGGCCGUUUCUCCUCGAACUAAAGCCGGUACUUUAAAGUUGGAGAAUCUUACCGAUGCCAACUUCAAUGAGGCUUCCAACCCGCAACCCUUUUUGUCUAACGAGUAUCCUACUCAGCAACCAACCCCUGUGCAGAGCCACUACGAAUUCUACUCUGGGUCCUUUCCCCAGCCUCAGUUCCCCAGUGGGUAUCCCUUUGCUCCUGCGACUCCUGCACUAGCAGACAUUCCGAGAGAUAGUGUCAUGUCGAUUGGGUACGAUCCUGCUACCCUUCAGUAUGUUGGCCCUCGGUACCCGCCAUAUGCCAGCUCCCUUCACCAACAACAAUAUCCCCCUUCCAGAGAAGGUACAAACUAG